AUGUCUGCACCAAUAUCGGCAUCGCCCUCAGAGAAAGCCACAAGACGAAAACCGAAGCGCUUCGCUCCUCUGAACCCCGACAUCAAGCACGGUCGUGACCUCCCCAGAUUGAAGGGGAUUAUAUUCGACGUCGACGGCACAUUAUGCCUCCCGCAAAAUUACAUGUUCAAAGAAAUGCGCCAAGCACUGGGUAUCCCACGAUCAGUUGAUAUCCUUGAACACAUCCGUUCUUUGUCCAACGAACCCGACGGUAUCCCCCCCUCGAGCACUGACUCAGCCGACCCGAAAGGGACACCUCAGUCCUCGACGGACACGUCUCAGCCACCUUCUGCGGACCUGCUUUCGCCAUCCCUCCCCGACCCUACAACCGACACAUCCUUAGAUGAAGGUACUGCGCCCUCGCAGGCGUCACAGCCAUCCAGUCCGCAGUCCCGCGCCGUGGCGACAAUCCAAUCCAUCGAACGCAGAGCAAUGACUUCGCAACGGCCUCAACCAGGUCUCCAAUCGCUAAUGUCAUACCUCCAGCGGCGAAACGUGCGGAAGGGACUUUGUACACGCAAUUUCCCGGCCCCCGUCCAUCACUUGCUGGACAGUUUCCUGCAGGGCGAGGAAUUCGGGACGUUUGAACCGAUCAUCACGCGGGACAGCGAGGGCGUCGCUCCCAAGCCGAGUCCCGACGGAUUGUGGCGGAUUGCGGAACACUGGGGCCUACAUACAGGAGACGAGGGUGGACUGGUCGAGUACAUCAAGGUCAACGGCGAGGGCGGAGAAGGGGAGUUAGACCCGUUGGAAUUCGCGAAACGGUAUCUGGGCAGCGGAUUGAUCAUGGGGGGCGACAGUAUUGACGACAUGGCUGCUGGGUAUAGAGCUGGUGCCGCCACGGUGUUGCUUGUCAACGACGAGAAUCAGGACUUGGCGAGGCAUGAGUACACAGGGAGGACUGUGCAGCGGUUGGACGAGCUAAUUGGUAUCCUUGAGAACGGGUUCUCAGAGGAUGCUUGA
Messenger RNA from Cladophialophora carrionii CBS 160.54, 1002 nucleotides. RefSeq lists its product as uncharacterized. The record is from RefSeq and is a predicted model, not a curated record. The transcript is spliced from 2 exons. Bases 1 to 1002 code for a protein of 333 amino acids. Lineage: Eukaryota; Fungi; Ascomycota; Eurotiomycetes; Chaetothyriales; Herpotrichiellaceae.